GGUGAGUAGGGGUGGAGGACCCGGAUGCCGCCGUGGCGUUCCGGCAUCUGGCAAGAUGGCGGUGGGCCCUGCCGCGACGCCGCUCGAGCAGGAGGGGAUUCAUUUGCUUCAGCACACAGUGGGCUCAUUCUUCUCAGAAUACGGAUGGUACAUCCUUUUCGGCCUCAUUGCUAUUUUUCUGCUUGUGCAAAGGCUUGCCAAGAGCUUUCGAGGCACCAGCAGGUCCCAUUUGGACACGACAGCUGUUGAACCGGAUGCUGUGGUUAGACGACAAGAAGCUCUGCUUGCUGCCCGUAUGAGAAUGCAGGAAGAAUUGAAUGCACAAGCUGAAAAAUUCAGAGAGAAACAGAGGAAGCUUGAAGAAGAAAAGAGAAAACAAAAAAUAGCUAUGUGGGAAAGCAUGCAAGAAGGUAAAAGCUACAAGGAGACUUUCCAACAGAACCAGGAACCUGAGCCUGGAGCCUCAACAUCAGCUGCUGUCCCAAAGCCAAAACCAAAAAGAAAACCUUUACGAACCAGUGGUUAUAACCCUCUGUCUGGAGAAGGCGGUGGGACUUGUUCAUGGCGACCAGGACGCCGAGGCCCCUCCUCCGGUGGAUGAGGCUAGUGCUGCUGGUGUCUUCACCUUGACACUGGCAGGCAUUAACUGAACCUCACAACUGUGGCUGUCUAUGGCUUGCUUGACACGGAGCUUGGGGUGGUAGGACAGUUGACAGUCGUGUCCUGUCGUGGCCUUGAUGAUGUGCGAAACAAAAGACCUCAGUACAGCAGAGUGACCUGAAGGCUGCUGGAAGGAAAUGGCGGGUGUUGACGGGAAGCCGCAUCACGGGGGCUGGCUGCUGAUUUCCACUUUAAAGAGGCCUUGUGUCUAUGGCCUGCCACUUUAGUCAGAACAGCUGGCUCUUUGUUUGGGACCCGAGCUUCUCCAGUCCGGUGAAGCUGGUGUGUCGUUCACAGGUUUCUGUUCUGUGAGGUGGGAACGUUGCCAAGCUGCCUUUCAAGUCGUGUUCCCUUGCUGUUGAAACUGCAGUGUGAAGAGAAAGUGGCUGGAUGCCUCCCGCCACCACCACUCAGUUUUGCAGCAUCUGUGGCCAACCCCACCCCCAGCAGAUUUGCAGGAGAACAAGGCACAUGAGGAGCGGGCUCCCUGCUUGCAAACAGACUCUUGCACCUGGAACUGCAGUUCUCUUUGGAAACAAGGUGGAUGCCCCCCAUGUGCCUCAUCUUCUAGUGGAAUUGCGGCCAUUUUUGCCACAGCAGAGGCACAUUUGGUGGUGGGAGGGGGUGCAGGCCCUAGUGGGUCCCUGAGGAAGGGGGUUGUGCAGGCCCUCACUAAUCCUCAGGAGUAUCUCUCCCUUAGUGUUUGAGGCUGGUACUGCCAAAGUGCCUCUGGCUCUGAUGGCAGGAAAGCCCCGUUUAAAAGGAUAAACAUUGAAGCGAAAUGCAGCUCAUAGCAAGGAAAGAAACAAGUGUCAGGGAGAAGUGCAAUGACUCGCAGUCAAGAUUAUGCAGAACCAUAAGGCCUUUGGAGUUGGGAGCAUGUUGCGCUAUGCUCCUUUGCAUCUUGGGAUCCCAAAGAUCUCCUGCCAGCAGUUUCUGAAGUAGCUCUGUGAUGCAUUCAUCCUGUGGACACAUGCAUGUAACAAUGCCUUACAGGGCACGUCACAUGGUUUUGAGCUUGGCUCUGAGGGGUAAUCCAUACAGGGUCAUGCUAAUGAUGUGAAUGAAAGUAACUCCUUGUAACAAGCAGCAUGGAAUGAAAUGGUCCUUCUAAAUGGCGAACUUGUCACUGAGGACCACUGAAGCUAGCCAGCCACUGGGGGUAGUUCUUGCCAUAUCUUCCUCCUCGUUUAAUCCGCUUUUUACAACAAAUAGCAUUGUAAAUAACAUGCACAAUCUUGUUUCUACAGCUUUUUCUAUAGAGAAAAUGGUGUCAUUUUAGCUUGAUAAAUGUGUUUUAAGAUUGUAGUCCUGUAUAUACUUACCUGGGAAUGAGUCUCUUCAAAUUCAGGAGGCUUACUUCUGAGUAGACAUAUGGAAGAUUGCACUGUGAAGCCAACAUUCCCAAGUUCUUUGUGGCUCCUUCUGGGCAGAAGGUAUCCCCUCUUCCCCCUGCCCAACAUAUUGUUACUUAAUAAAAUAUUUAUAUAGUG
Varanus komodoensis (Komodo dragon) is the source of this 2153-nucleotide messenger RNA. RefSeq names its product selenoprotein S (gene SELENOS). The record is from RefSeq and is a predicted model, not a curated record. Gene Ontology annotation, biological process: endoplasmic reticulum unfolded protein response; retrograde protein transport, ER to cytosol. Gene Ontology annotation, cellular component: Derlin-1-VIMP complex; Derlin-1 retrotranslocation complex; endoplasmic reticulum membrane. The coding region runs from base 56 to 601 and encodes 181 amino acids. The transcript is spliced from 6 exons. Lineage: Eukaryota; Metazoa; Chordata; Lepidosauria; Squamata; Varanidae.